AUGUCAGGAAUAAACAAGCGAGCAUUAGAGAGAGACUAUAACUAUAGCACCUUCUGUCAAUGGACAGACGACGACUUCUACGAGUGGUCCAUUAGUCUGUUUGGCGAACAUACGGCCAAGGUGCUGAAGAAACAAGAGGUGAACGCAGAAGUGUUCUGUGACUACACGGAGGAUGAACUCAAGGCACUUGGAAUCUUGUCUGGGUCGAUAAAGAAGAUCAUCAAGUUCAUACCAUCGAUCAAGAAGGCGAUGGAGGAACACAUGGUGAUGAGCGACCCACGAUAUACCACGCCUGUGAAGGAGAACCAACUUGUCUUACGAGCACUCGCAGCGAACACUGGCAGGUCAACGAUACCAUUUACAGCAUCACCGAUCUCUAUCAUCAGUGAACUUCAGCAUGUCGGAUUCCCUAUCUUUUCGAGCGACUGUCAUCUGUUCACUGGCAUUGAUUACGACGACCGAGAGGGUCAAGAUUUGUUCAACAGGGGUGACAAUAUGCUCGAUACGAUCCAAGACUUGGAUAAUAAUCUACCUUACCAGAGUGCCAAUGGAAGGAACUAUGCGUCCCAUCGCCAUUGUCUCCAAGAGAUGUACUCUAACGAUGUCACACUGUUUAACGAUGGAAACAUUAUGAGACAGCAGAACCCCCUCAUCUUCCAAACCCUCGAUGAUGUCACCGGCACCCCCUUUGUCUCCUUCUCGUCUGGGUUUAGACAUGCUUUUAAGUACGCUGCGGGCAUGAAGAACUAUGGCGAGAAGUUGCCGCGCAUCGGGGACUAUAAUGGACUGGUUCCUGUCGACGCAGUUCUUGGCAAGUUGUUGGUCGCCAUGCUUGAUGUAAAUUAUACAGAGUAUAACACUCCAUACAACGUUGUACAGGCUCAUGCAGAUCACCUGAUCAAUGUACACAACCAUUUCAUGAAUAAUAUCGUCUCGGAAGACGAAGUGUCUUUGCCCGGCUACCUUCCUGGAGAGUGCAUUAUCAUGGAGAUGUUGGUCACAUUGCCAGAUCUCACAAAUGAAGAGAUGCCUGCAGUAUAUGCUCCUCGGUAUGGACUGACCAACAGAACCUAUACCAACUUCCGCAACAAGAUGAUCCUCCAUGCCAACAACCCUGAGGAACGACGAAAGUCAGUCAGGUACUACCUCGAUGGGAUGUCUGUUCACUUGACCAACGUGUCAUGUCACUUUGGAGGGCAACUCCAGGAUAUGGUGGCCCCCUACACUCUCUCCCACAGUUAA
Messenger RNA from Acytostelium subglobosum LB1, 1242 nucleotides. RefSeq lists its product as hypothetical. Lineage: Eukaryota; Evosea; Eumycetozoa; Acytosteliales; Acytosteliaceae. The record is from RefSeq and is a predicted model, not a curated record. Bases 1 to 1242 code for a protein of 413 amino acids. The transcript has a single exon.